Messenger RNA from Sclerotinia borealis F-4128, 2364 nucleotides. The record is from the annotation of a GenBank genome assembly. Lineage: Eukaryota; Fungi; Ascomycota; Leotiomycetes; Helotiales; Sclerotiniaceae.
AUGAAGUUUGGAGAACAACUCCGAUCGAGUGUGAUCAAAGAGUACCAAUGGUACUAUAUUGCCUACGAUGAGCUAAAAGAAAAGCUCAAGACUAAUUAUGUUACUCCUCCCACGAAAGGCAAGCCGGACCCUAAGAGAGACGAUUGGACGGAAGCAAAUGAAAGAGAGUUCAUCGAUCUUAUAGAGGCAGAGCUUGAUAAGGUGCAUACCAAACAGAAACUGAAGGCUAUCGAAAUCAGUCGAAGAAUUGCAAAUGCGGAUAGAGAGGUUAGUGAAGUUGUCGGGCGGCUAGAUCCAAGAGAACUCGAACGUAGCAAUGGAUCAGUAGAUUCCGAUGCUCCUACCGAAGAAGAUUUUAUGAUGUUGGAGGAAGACUUGAGCGACAUUAUCGCGGAUGUACACGAUUUGGCCAAAUUCGUUCAAUUGAACUAUACGGGAUUUCAAAAGAUCAUCAAGAAGCACGACAAAACCACAAAAUGGAUGCUAAAACCUGUAUUUGCUACAAGACUAAAGGCGAAACCUUUCUUCAAGGACAACUAUGAAGCGGACAUCAUUAAGCUAUCGAAAUUAUAUGACUUGGUUAGAACAAGGGGGAAUCCAGUACAGGGUGAUAGUUCAGCAGGUGGAAGUCAAGCCAGUUUCAUUCGACAAACAACUAAAUAUUGGGUGCAUCCGGAUAACAUCACUGAGUUGAAGCUUAUUAUCCUGAAGCAUUUACCCGUCCUUGUCUUCAAUGCCAGUAAGGAGUUCGAAAAGAAAGAUAAUGCGAUCACCUCGAUUUAUUAUGACAACACCGAGACCUGGAAUCUAUACGAGGGUCGACUCAAGAAAAGCGAAGGGGCAGAGGCCAUCCGUCUUAGAUGGUACGGUGACGUCGACAAUGAACACAUAUUUGUGGAAAGAAAAACACAUCGUGAAGAUUGGACAGGAGAGAAAUCGAUUAAAGCAAGAUUUGCGAUCAAAGAAAAGAAUAUUAAUGCAUACAUGCGGGGAGAAAUGUUACCUGCUGCUAUAUUUGAGAAGGCUCGCAAGGAGGGCAAAACACCUUUAAAGGCCAUCGAGGAGGACGAGAGGCUUGCUAGGGAAGUUCAAUACUCGGUUCUCAAAAAGGGCUAUGUACCUGUCUGUCGAUCGUUCUACAACCGUACAGCCUUUCAAUUGCCGGCCGAUGCAAGAGUUCGUAUCUCUCUGGAUACUGAAUUGUCCAUGGUCAGAGAAGAUAACCUUGACGGAAGAAACCGUGCUGGCGACAACUGGAGAAGAAUGGAUAUCGGUAUCGAUUAUCCAUUCAGUCAAUUACCCGCAGAAGAUAUCGAACGAUUUCCUUACGCAGUUCUGGAAAUCAAGUUACAAACUCAGGCUGGUCAAGAUCCACCAGAAUGGGUACGAGAACUUGUAUCUAGUCAUCUUGUUGAAGCAAUUCCUAAAUUCUCGAAAUUCAUUCAUGGUACCGCGACUCUUUUCCCAACUCGCAUAAAUCUCAUACCAUUUUGGAUGCCACAAAUGGAUGUAGAUAUCCGAAAGCCGGUCACUCAACGUUUCGGCAUCAGAAGGCCAGGCCACUCAAACCCAAGUUCUACUAGCGACGACGACGACGACGACGAUGAUGACUCCGACGAUGAGGACAUCAGUUCCAAUCAACCUGGGACCAUUGCCGCUGCUGCCGGGAAUUUACGGCGACGCAACCAUGAAGCACCAGGCAAUAGUUUUGAUAUCGAAGAGGAAAUUUCCAGUAUGCCAUUGGUGGAAGAGGACUACAUUUAUGAUACUGAUGACGAGGAUUCCAUCGAUAAUCGACCAUUUGAGGAAGCUAGAAGGAUUGGUGGUAUAACCUAUAUCGUAGAAGGCGCCAAAUACUACGUCAAAUCAGCGGGCCAUCACUUUGCUCGAGGGAUUCAUUCUAUGAGCCCUACUCCAAGAGAAGCAAUGGAUAGUAACAAUGCUACAUUCACAGCUCUUCGAAAUGGUGGGGGUAAAGUUGUGGCUAAGAAAUUCAAGGCUCCGCCUGGAAAGAAAAUCCACGUACCUGUUCGUGUCGAACCAAAGGUAUAUUUCGCCGCCGAGAGAACUUUCUUAACCUGGCUCGAAUUCUCCAUCUACAUUGGUACAAUAGCUGCUACGCUCGUCAACUUCGGAACAAAGCCAACCGCGAUAUCAUUCAUAGCUGCCGGUGUCUUCUCAGUGGUCGCCAUCAUGAGUUUGUUGUAUAGUGUGUGUAUGUAUUUAUACAGGAGUCAUAGUAUUAGGGAGAGGAAGAAUAUCAAGUACUAUGAUGCUUGGGGACCGAGCAUCUUGUGUUUCUCCCUGUUUGCGGCAGUGAUGGUUAAUGCGGGGUUUGAGUUGAAUGCCAGAGGGUUGGCUUGA